AUGAACCAGGCUGGAAAUGGGCAUGGACACCGACGACACCCCAAGCGACCAGCGUCGAUAGCAGAGUUGGCUGACAAGGCACUCGAGCACGGCUGGGACGACGGCAGAGAUCUCAAGCACUACCUUAGAAUGGCAGAGAAGUACCGAAAGGAAGGAAAGGACUUUGCCAAACAGGGCGACCUCGAGAGUGCUUUUGUCUUGCUGGCAAAGGCCGCCACCCUCGUGCUCGAGAAAUUACCGACACACCGGGACUAUCAAACGUUGCUGAACCCAGCCCAGCGGAAUAAUUUGGCGCUGAAUGGUCAAGAUAUCUUGGAUCACCUCAGUGAACUCAAACCAAUUCUGGUGGAUCGAUUUGACAAGUGGUUGAAGGCGCAUCCGGAUGGCCUUGACCACGAUCAGACGCCUGAACCACCGAAGAGUGCUGCACUACAGCAGGAUGAUGCCAGAGCGCAGGCACAGGCACAGGCACAGGCACAGGCGAAUGCUGCACGGUUUCAGGAGGAAGAGAGGAUGCGGGCGAGUCAGAGGGACCAACAGCGUCGCGUGCAAGAGGAAGCUGCUCUGUGGCGCCAACAACGGGAAGAGAUAAUUCGUCGGGGCGACGCUGAGACGAAGGAGCGGCAGAAGGCUGCCGCAGUAGCUGCUGCUCGCCAAGCUGCGAAUCCCGGAUCAUACGGUUCACAGCAUACUGCAGUUGUGCACAUACCACCUCCCCCUGCGGCUGUCAGGCAUCAGCAGCAGCAAGACGAGUUCCGCAGACGUGAAGAAGAGAUCAAUCGUCGGAAACGAAGGCAGGAACAAGAUGCCAUUGCUCAACGUCAGCAGGCUGCCGACGACGCAGCCAGAGCGAUGCGCCAAACCAUUCCAACUGCCGUUACACCUGCCGGGGUCCCAGUCGCGCCUCUCUAUCCCCAGACAACGCCAACGCCGAACUCUGCUCGUUCAUACCAAAACUACCCUGUCUCACAUCCUUCCUCUGUCGUACCCCCUGCCCCUUACUCGGCACCCGCAUACUCGACAACCCCAUCGCAUUCAGAAGGGCCAUCUAUCAUGCCUCUCGAGAACCCCCUUCGAUACGAAGGCGACUCAACAGAUUCCGAAUCCGUCCAUCACGACUUCCAUCGACGGAUUAGCAAACAACGGCACCAUACUGCCUCCCCUCGUGCCCCAGUGCCAAACUCUGCCGCCAUUCCCCCCAUCACUACCACUUCACCUCCACCUCAGCUCAGAAUCGACUAUCCUCGUCUCAUGUCGCCUCAUCAGCAGAAACAGGGUUAUUACCCGUCCCUCAACUCAAUGUUUAUGCCAGAGCCAUCUAAUAACGCAACACCCUCGUUACUGUUUGAUUCCAAUGGCCUAUACCCACAGAACAUGUUACCUUCACAUGCACAACCCUACAACCAAUCACGUCCGCCGUUGCCGCCACCUCCACCGAACCAGAAUCAAUACCCCAACUAUCCUGGGCCAACAAGACCACCCCCUCCCGUUCCUACAGCCCCGCCAACCGCAACGCAACCUCAGCCCUCAGAACCAGAUCGCAUUUCCCGCGAACGGUCGCGAGAGCCUGGAUCCGGUCGACCUCCGCUCAAGCAGGUCAACUUCCCUCGCGAGUGUCUGCCACGCUUUUUGGCGAUUGCUAAAGCCAAUACUAUGAAUAACAAGGAGACUUGUGGACUACUCCUUGGGAAGGACAAAGGUCACAAGUAUGUUGUUACGACGCUGUUGAUCCCGAAGCAGCAUUCGACGAGCGACACUUGCACGAUGGACGAGGAGCAGUUGGUUCUCGAGUUUACGGAAGAGAGGAGCUUGAUUACGCUUGGAUGGAUACACACUCAUCCUUCGCAGUCAUGCUUCAUGUCCUCCGUCGACCUUCACACCCAUUCGGGUUUCCAACGCAUGUUGCCUGAAUCCUUCGCUGUUGUUUGCGCACCUAAUUCUCGGCCAAAUGACUACUAG
This is a messenger RNA of Coprinopsis cinerea okayama7#130, 1959 nucleotides long. RefSeq lists its product as hypothetical. Gene Ontology annotation, cellular component: membrane; endosome. The record is from RefSeq and is a predicted model, not a curated record. The coding region runs from base 1 to 1959 and encodes 652 amino acids. Gene Ontology annotation, molecular function: metallopeptidase activity; K63-linked deubiquitinase activity; protein binding. The transcript has 5 exons. Gene Ontology annotation, biological process: protein K63-linked deubiquitination. NCBI's taxonomy places the organism in Eukaryota, Fungi, Basidiomycota, Agaricomycetes, Agaricales, Psathyrellaceae.